Molecule: messenger RNA, 1490 nt
Organism: Eptesicus fuscus (big brown bat)
Lineage: Eukaryota; Metazoa; Chordata; Mammalia; Chiroptera; Vespertilionidae
Gene: MICU2
Product: mitochondrial calcium uptake 2
Exons: 12
Coding region: 85-1359 (424 amino acids)
Biological process (GO): calcium import into the mitochondrion; mitochondrial calcium ion homeostasis
Cellular component (GO): uniplex complex
Molecular function (GO): calcium ion binding
Source: RefSeq, a predicted model, not a curated record
GAAGGCGGGGCGGAGGCCGCAGAUCUCGCGAGGUCAACGGGUGCGAGCGUUCUCCCGUGAAGGGGCGCGGAUGCUUCCGCAAACAUGGCGGCAGCGGCAGCGCGGAGCGCUCGACUAGUGGCCUGGGGCGAAAGGCUGCGGCGCGGAGUGGCUGCCAGACCCGUGGCGGCGUCACUGGCCGGCGUCGCGCUGGCAGGAGGGGGAGUGGCAUGGUACCACGGCCUCGUGAAUGUGGCCGCGCCACAGGGCCGCCACUCUGUCCUAGCGCAGAAAGAUGGUGACUGUGGAAAGAUGAUGAAGAAGUUGUCUCUUCGUAAACAGCGCUUCAUGCAGUUUUCUUCACUGGAACACGAAGGAGAAUAUUACAUGACACCACGAGACUUCCUCUUUUCAGUAAUGUUUGAGCACAUGGAACGUAAAACUUCAGUCAAGAGGCUGACAAAAAAGGAUAUUGAGGAUAUACUGGCAGCAAUCCAAACAACUCAUUGUGGAUCAACCUUUUUUAGAGACCUUGGCGAUAAAGGGUUAAUUUCAUAUACUGAGUAUCUUUUCUUGCUUACAAUCCUCACUAAACCCCAUACCGGGUUUCAUGUUGCUUUUAAAAUGCUGGAUGCAGAUGGUAAUGAGAUGGUUGAGAAAAAGGAAUUUUUUAAGCUUCAGAAGAUCAUAAGUAAACAGGAUGACUUGAAGACAAUAACUAAUGAAACAGAAUGCCAGGAACCAAAAGUGAAAGAACCUGAAAUUAACACAACCCUUCAGAUACGUUUCUUUGGAAAAAGAGGAGAAAGAAAACUUCAUUAUAGAGAAUUUCGAAGGUUUAUGGAGAACCUACAGGCGGAGGUCCAAGAAAUGGAAUUUCUGCAGUUCUCUAAAGGUUUGAGUUUCAUGAGGAAAGAAGACUUUGCAGAGUGGCUCCUUUUUUUCACGAACACUGAAAAUAAAGACAUUUAUUGGAAAAAUGUGAGAGAGAAGUUGUCAGCAGGAGAGAGCAUUAGUUUGGAUGAGUUCAAGUCAUUUUGUCAUUUUACAACCCACUUGGAAGACUUCUCUAUUGCCAUGCAGAUGUUUAAUUUAGCUCAUCGCCCUGUCAGAUUAGCAGAGUUUAAGAGAGCUGUGAAAGUAGCUACAGGACAGGAGCUCUCAAACAAUAUUUUGGACACUGUCUUCAAGAUCUUUGAUUUGGAUGGUGAUGAAUGUCUUAGUCAUGGAGAGUUUCUUGGAGUGUUAAAAAACAGGAUGCACCGAGGUUUAUGGGUACCACAACAACAAAGUGUUCAAGAAUACUGGAAAUGUGUGAAAAAAGAAAGCAUUAAAGGAGUAAAAGAAGUUUGGAAACAAGCUGGAAAGAGUCUUUUUUAGGAAAAGAUCAUGUGGGAAUUUUGCUGUGAAUGUCAGAAUUUGGAAUUUUUUUUACAAAUACCAGAUGUUUAUCUUCUUAAGUCUUCAUUGAUUUCCUUUGCAAUAUAAAGACACCUUGUUUUUGCUUCUGA